CUAUGAUUAAAUCGCUGACAGAGACUCCUCCCCCAUCAGCCAAUCACUGUGGUCAUAGUUAAUAAGCGUUGACGUCAUCCAUAGAAAUGAGGUCAACCCCGCCCUUAUUCCUAGCUUAAGACUUCUCUCUAUUUCUUAGUAAACAUUGAUCUCAGCAGCUUUGUGAAUAGGUUUUAAGAGAAAAAUCUUAACUAAGAACUUGUACUGACAUUUAGGAGAACUCUUAGUGCUAAGAUAAAAUGUAUUGUGAACACGGCACCUGAUCUUUAAUCUCUACUCUCACUCCUGACAUGUGAUUGUUGUAAAGCAGUUUUAUUACUCUACUAACUACUACUAGUGCCGAUAAGUUUAUGCUUUGUAAUGUCAUAUUGACUUAUCAUGGCUCUCUCUACAACAAUAGGACAACAGACCAGUGCAAAAUGGGGUGUGCCAUCCACUCUGCAUCCCAUAUAAAAAGCCUGAUUGAUUGAUAGAACCAGACUAAUCAUCUUUGAACAUGGCGACAUUAAAGGCUUGCAGUGCUCUCGUGACCGGGGCCAACCGAGGCUUGGGUCUAGAAAUGGUCAAGCAACUCCUGGAGGCCCAUUGCUCCAAAAUUUUUGCUGCAUGUCGUGACCCAGAUGGGACAAAUUCUGAGGCACUGAGACAACUGGCCAAAGAGCAUCCUGGUGUCAUCACCAUGGUGCAGCUUGAUGUUGCUGAUCCAAACAGUAUCAAAGAAUCUGCCAAGAAAGUGGGUUCUCUACUGGGCAAGAAUGGUUUGAACCUGAUCAUAAAUAAUGCUGCAGUGUUGCCACAAAAAACCAUGUGGACCACCACUGCUGAAGACAUGAUCCACGCCUUCAACACCAAUGUGAUAGGACCUUUAUUUGUCAUUAGGGAGUACCUGCCGUAUCUGCAAGCAGCAGCUAAAGCCAGUGGCAAACCAGGGAUGUCAUGUGAUAAAGCAGCUGUGAUCAACAUCUCAACAGAUUCAUCAUCUAUGGGCAUCAUGCUAUCAUCGCCAGAGCCGUUCCCACUUUUCCCAUACAGUAUCAGCAAGGCAGGUCUUAACAUGUUGACCGUGUACACUGCUAGGGACUUAAAGGCAGAUGAGAUCCUCUGCAUUUCCCUUCACCCAGGUUGGGUGAAGACAGACAUGGGGGGAGAUCAGGCCCCUAUAAACACCAGACAAAGUGUGGAGGGGAUACUGAGUGUCAUUGGCAGCCUUACUGAGAAGCAGCAUGGUGGAUUCUUGGACUACACUGGGAAAACAAUGCCCUGGUAAACCAGAAGCACAAAGCAGAGACUCUUCCAUAAGCAAGGUCACCGAAGGGCUAAUCCAGAUACGCUGUAUUACCUAUCAUAAAUAAUGUGAUAAGCACAGCCAUGAACUUUUAUGACAGACAAAUGGAAACUUCAUUUUCUAGCAUGUUCGUUACAAUAAAACUAACUAAACAAACAAUA
This is a messenger RNA of Megalobrama amblycephala (Wuchang bream), 1446 nucleotides long. Its product is annotated as C-factor-like. The transcript has 6 exons. The record is from RefSeq and is a predicted model, not a curated record. Lineage: Eukaryota; Metazoa; Chordata; Actinopteri; Cypriniformes; Xenocyprididae. Bases 497 to 1267 code for a protein of 256 amino acids.